AUUAUAACGGAUGUGCGACGUCGGCUCGAGACACUAGCACCCCAAGACCGCGUGAGUUGAGUGACGAGUGACUCACGGACAAACAUGAUCCCAGCUAACGGCCUGCCCACCUUCUUGGCUAUUUUGGUAUUAACAGGUACUGUCACUGCCAUACCAAUCACGCAAGAUGAAACAACGCCCUUGACCCCUGCCUUGACAAGGGGAGGUAACCCUGCGGCCAACAUCCUGUCAUCCAUCCGUUCCGCCCUGGGUGUUGGUAAUGAUGCGACCACUCUAGCAGAAAAAGUUGCAGAUAUCGCCGACGACCUGACGGAAGCGGAUGUCGAUGAUCUUCUAGAUGACGGCGACGAACCUGCUGACGAACCAGAUGAUGACAUGCACGACGACCUUACCGAUAUGGACAUUGAUGAUCUGUUUGAUGAAGACGAUUAUGAUGAAGAUAGGCAAGGCGAUGGUAGAUCGAUACUCAUGACUGAUGAUGGCAGAGAAAAGACAUCUGCACAUGACGACAUUUGGGAUGAUCUGACUGAUGCCGAUGUUGAUGACCUGCUGGAUGAUGACAGCCAUGACGACUACCACGACGAUCACAGCGAUGAAGAGGAACACUCCGAUGACAUGGGGGAAGAUCUGACUGAAAUAGAUGUUGAUGACUUGUACGAUGAUGAAGAUGAGGACGAUGAAGAUGAUGAGGACGAGGAGGACAGCGUCUAUAACAGGAUGAAGGAAGUCCGUGACAACAUCAGAGAAAGGCUAGCAGAUGCUAGCAGCAAUGGAGGUGGCGAUGACAGAUCCGAUGUGGAGACCAAUAAGGGGUCUUCAUCUGACAAAGAUCUUGAUGAUUUCCUUGGGGAUAUCGACAGAUUGUUGCUCGAUAUGGAGAGCAGCGAUGACGAGGGGGAUGAUCAACUUGAUGAAGACUUUGACAAGUUCAUGAAGGAUUUCAAAUCUCUUGCUGCCAACGGCAGCAUCAGAAAAACUAUCGACAUAUCCGAUGACGACAUUGAUGAAUUGUUUGAUGAGGUUGAUGAUGACAUGGAGGAAGGUGGUGAAAAAGCUACUCUUAAGGAGAGGGUGGCUUAUAUGAAGGAAAGACUAGCACAGAUGAAAUCCCUUAAUGGUGAUGAUAGUGAUACUAAAGAAGGUUCUAGUCUGCAGGAAAACUGGCUUGAUAUGAAAGAAACAAUAGCAGAAAUGAAUGAAGGCAAGGCAAUGAUGAUGAUGAUGAUGAUGAUGAUGAUGAUGAUGAUGAUGAAAACAAUAAUCUCAACGAACGGAUCGAAGACAUGAAAGAAAGAAUUGAAGAAAU
Haliotis rubra (blacklip abalone) is the source of this 1306-nucleotide messenger RNA. RefSeq names its product coiled-coil domain-containing protein 1-like. The transcript has 3 exons. The record is from RefSeq and is a predicted model, not a curated record. The coding region runs from base 85 to 1287 and encodes 400 amino acids. NCBI's taxonomy places the organism in Eukaryota, Metazoa, Mollusca, Gastropoda, Lepetellida, Haliotidae.